ACCUCCUCUCCACAAGUCCAGAUCUCCCAUUCACACACACUCGCGCGCGCACAGAGACCUCCACGCGCAGCCAAAGCAUCCACCCAUGGCGCCUCUCCUCCUGCUCUUCCUCCUCGGCGGCCUCUGCGCCCUCUUGUCGCUCGCCACUUCCUCACGCGCCAGCGCCAAGAAGUGCGAUGACGUCAAGAGCAACGGCAAUUGCGGGGACUCCGGCGAGGAGGCAAGAUGCAGGGACGACUGCGCGCCAGAGGAGACGCAGCAGCAGGGGAAGAUGCAGGCGCGGCCCGACCCGGAGAAGGACCUGGGCAUCGUAUUCUCCACGUUCGACCACGACGGCGACGGGUUCAUCACGGCGGUCGAGCUCGAGGAGUCGCUGCGCCGCCUCGGCAUCGCAGUGUCCGCCGACGAGGCCGCGGCCAUGGUCACGCGCGUCGACGCUAACAGCGACGGGCUCAUCGACAUCCACGAGUUCCGCGAGCUCUACGACUCCAUACCCAAGAAGAGGAAGCACCAGCACCCCGCCGCCGGCGGUUUCAGCGGGGCAGCAAUGGAGGUGCCGGUGGAGGGCGACGACGAAGAGGCCGAGGAGGAGAGGGACCUGCGGGAGGCGUUCGACGUGUUCGACGGCAACAAGGACGGGCUCAUCUCCGCCGAGGAGCUCGGCACCGUGCUGGGCUCGCUCGGCCUGCGCCGCCAGGGCAACGCCCGGACCGCCGUCGCCGAUUGCCGCGACAUGAUACGCCUCGUCGACAGCGACGGCGACGGCAUGGUCAGCUUCGAGGAGUUCAAGCGCAUGAUGGCCGUCGUCAAGGCCUAGGCUGCUCUUCUUCCUCCUCGCAGAUCAAAUCAAGUACCAAACUUGAGUAGCGUUAUUUCGUUCUUGGAUCGGAAAAGAUUAACACACCAGGAGCUCGUAUUUGUUUAUGGGGGGUUUGAAAGCUGAAGUAGCUUUUUGAUCUGUGUUUCUCCCCUGUUCUUCAAUCUUGAUAACUUGCUCUGCUUUUACACUCUGAUUCUCUCCUACUUUUUUUAGUCCUUGGUACUGUUUUCACUGACAUAUAUUGAUCAGACAUGUAUGUAAAUAUUACUUCUUGCUCGCUGUCAGGUCAGUCUGUGGAAAAAAUUAACAAUUAAGGGCUAGUCUGAGAACCCUAUUUUCUCAUGAGACUUUCAUUUUUUACAAGAGAAAUUAGUUCAUUUUUUCUUGAGAAAAUAGAAAUCUCUUUGAAAAUGGAGUUCCCAAACUAAUCCUAAAUGAAUCAACGAGUGUUUGUGUUUGGGACC
Zea mays is the source of this 1284-nucleotide messenger RNA. RefSeq names its product Calmodulin-like protein 2. Bases 86 to 817 code for a protein of 243 amino acids. Gene Ontology annotation, molecular function: calcium ion binding. The transcript has a single exon. Lineage: Eukaryota; Viridiplantae; Streptophyta; Magnoliopsida; Poales; Poaceae. The record is from RefSeq and is marked provisional.